Loxodonta africana (African savanna elephant) is the source of this 871-nucleotide messenger RNA. It is a transcript of the gene NUDT1, whose product is annotated as nudix hydrolase 1. NCBI's taxonomy places the organism in Eukaryota, Metazoa, Chordata, Mammalia, Proboscidea, Elephantidae. The transcript has 4 exons. Gene Ontology annotation, biological process: DNA protection. Gene Ontology annotation, molecular function: 8-oxo-7,8-dihydroguanosine triphosphate pyrophosphatase activity. Bases 401 to 871 code for a protein of 156 amino acids. The record is from RefSeq and is a predicted model, not a curated record.
GCGUCACUUCCUGCGCGCGAACCGCCUUUAUACGCCCGCCAAAAGCUGGUGGUGGGGAAGGUAGGCGGGCGGGGGUUAUGGAGCACCUACUCUAUGCGUAGUAGGGCAGACCGAACCCGGUUGCACGACUGUGGUCUCAUCCUUCCCUCGAAAGGGACCACAGUUCUCAGGUGACUCCAGGCGGGGGCCACAGGGCUGACUGUGGGGCUGACCCUGCCCCUGACAUUAGGGGACUCUCCUAAUUCUAGAAGCCGUAACCCGCGUGGGAUUACUGGCGCCGCGCUUUGAUCUUCGAGUGCAUUUCCCUCCUGCCUGCCCACCCUCUUCCAUCCACACACCAUCCACGCCCAAUCAAGGCUUGACACAGCCAUCUUGCCCUUCUCAUAGACUGAAGGGGACCAUGGGCGCCACCAGGCUGUAUACACUGGUGCUGGUACUGCAGCCCCAGCGAGUCCUGCUGGGCAUGAAGAAACGAGGCUUUGGGGCCGGCCGGUGGAAUGGCUUCGGGGGCAAGGUGGAAGAAGGAGAGACCGUUGAGGAGGGGGCCAAGAGGGAGCUGCAGGAGGAGAGCGGCCUGACUGCAGGCACGCUACACAAGGUGGGGCAGAUCACCUUCGAGUUCGUGGGCAGCCCCGAGCCGAUGGACGUCCACAUCUUCUGCACCGACCACGUCCAGGGGACACCCACAGAGAGCGACGAAAUGCGCCCACAAUGGUUCCAGCUAGAUCAGAUCCCCUUCAACGACAUGUGGCCUGACGACAGCUACUGGUUCCCGCUCCUGCUCCAGAAGAAGAAGUUCCUCGGACACUUCCGGUUCCAGGGCCAGGACACCAUCGUGGCACACACACUGCGCGAGGUAGACCAGCUCUAG